AUGGCAUGCAAUUCGAAGAUCGAGAUUACAGCAUCCAGCGAGCUCUCUAGCAGAUACACGCUCAAGGAGUUUUUAGGCGAGGGUCAGUACGGUACAGUGUGGCGCUGCGAGGAGCGCACGACGGGCGAACAUUUCGCUCUCAAGUACAUCGACCUCACCAAGUGCAGCAGCAGGGCCCGCCUCGCAGCUCUCAGCGAAGUCGAGAUCCUCCAAAAGAUCCGCGAUUCUGGCUUCUCCGAUAGUGUCGUAUCACUCAAGGAAGUGUACGGGGACAACAAUUCGCUUUAUCUUGUAAUGGAGCUGUGCACUGGAGGGGAUCUUCUCGAGGUCAUCCAGAAUCAGCCCGGCGCGUUCAUCAGCGAGGCGGAGUCGCGCCACGUGUUCGCGUCCGUGGCGCGCGCCGUGAAGCAGUGCCACGCCAGCAGCAUCGUCCACCGCGACAUCAAACCCGAAAACAUUCUCAUCUGCCCGAAUUCAAAAAGCGUCCCCGCCACCGCUGCCGCAUCAGAUAACGGCGCCGCGUCGUUCUCGUACACCGCGAAGCUCGCAGAUUUCGGGCUCGCUGUGGACGUGCCGUGGUUGCAGCAGAUUCGCGGGUAUGCCGGCAGCAAGCCGUAUGAGGCGCCGGAGGUUAUGGCGGGGGUUGCGUACGACGAGUCGGCGGACAUCUGGAGCCUCGGCGUGACUCUCUACGCGAUGCUGUCGGGAAAGUGGCCGCUCUUUAGCGGAGGGAAGCGGGUCCUCGACGAGAAGGCGGAUUUCGCAUCGGACUGGAAGAACGUCUCAGGAGAUGCGAAGGAUCUCAUCCGUCGGAUGCUGUGUGUGGACGUGAACGAACGGUUCACGAUUGACGAUGUUCUGGCGCAUCCGUGGGUGCGUCCAGCAGUCGAGGCAGUGACUCAGGAAGCGAUGGAAACCGCCGAUCUGUCCGACGGACGAACGGCAGCUGUUGAUUCCGACACCGCGGGAAGCAUGUCGUCUGUGAGUGCAACCAACAGCAUGGACAGUGAUUUCGGGAGCAACGCGGAGAAGCCGCGCUGGGGUGGAAAGCUAUCUCCGCGCACCGUUCUGAACCGCGUCAAGCAGGCCUUCUCCCCUCUCAUACGCGGCCUCAUCCCCUCGACGGGCAUGCGCGGAGUGCUCCGCCGCGCCGUCCCCUACGACGCAUGCGAGCCGCUCACGAAUCCCGCGGGGAGGGAAUCCGCGGAGGGGGAAUCCGCGGAGGGGGAAUCAGCGGGGGAAUCGGCGGAGGGAUUUACGGAGGCGGAGUUUGUGCUUAUAGAGAGGGGCAACUGCCUGUUCGACGUGAAGGCGCUGAACGCGCAGCGCGCGGGAUACGCGGCCGCGGUGGUGUACGAUAACGAGCCCGGGAAGAGGCUUAUAACGACAGUUUUCGUCACUCAAUCCUCUGGCCACGCCCUAACCAACAUCAUCAACCGCUUCCCCCUACCCUCCUUCCACCACCCCCUCUCUCCGCCCAUCCUCUUCCCCCCUCUCCCCUUCCCAGUGUCAGGGCGGCACAUGUGGGGCAUCGCCAUUCCAGCAGUCUUCGUCACUCAUUCCUCCGGCCACGCCCUUAUCAACAUCAUCAACGGGUUUUCCCAACCAUCCGACUCCUCCCCCUCCUCCGCCUCCGCCUCCUCCUCUCCCUUCUCCCCCUUCCCCUCCCCCUUCUCCCCAUUCUCUCUCCCCUUCUCCUCCCCGGAAUCUCCCCCUCCCAUCUGCGUUCUCCUCCCUACCUUCGACAAUGCGGCCUGGUCUGUAAUUACCGCAUCCCUAGUCUCCCUUCUCUCCCUCUCUAUAGUCCUCGCCUCGUUUCUCUUUAUAAGACGGCACAGGCUGCGGCAGGCUGUAGCAGCCGCCGCCACAGCCAUGGGCGCGGGCGGCGCCGGUCGGCUGCUAGCGGCGCGUCAGGAGCCGCCCGGGCUGUCAGAGGAGGAGGUCAAGGCGCUUCCAGAAUUGGUUUUCCCGCCAAAAGGGAAGCAUUCGGGUAGUGUGUCAGUAUUUGGUGGUGGCUGUAGCAGGGUCGGCUGUAGCAGCUGUGGGGGAAAAGGGUUGAAGGGGACAGGGGUAGGUGGAAAGGAGGCAGGCGGGGCUGCAGCAGCAUCUGUAGCAGCAGCUGUAGCAUCACCAGAGGAAGGCGAAUUAGGGAGGGAAAGAACAGCAGGACGAGCUACAGCUGUAGCAGCAGCUAUAGCACCAGAGCAGGCGGAGGAAAGCAGGCCACUGCUACCCAGUGGGUGUGUGGCUGUGUCAGUUGCAGAUGGAAGCGAGGAUGGUGAUUGUAGCAGUGGUGAUUGUAUCGGUAGUGAUACUAGUAGUGACGAUGCUGCUGUUGCAAUGGGAGCAGAGGGAGGAGAAGGAGGAAAGGGACGAGAGGGAGGAGAGAGAGGAGAGGGAGGAGAGGGAGGAGAGGGGACAGAGGGAGCAGUGGAAGCAGGGGGAGGAGAGGGAGGGGGCAGAGAGAUGGAGACGUGUGCAAUCUGCCUGGAGGACUAUGAGUGGGGGGAUAGGCUGCGCCUUCUGCCCUGCUCGCAUGAGUUUCACGUUGACUGCGUUGACCAGUGGUUGACCACCCGCCGCCCUUUCUGCCCCGUCUGCAAGCGAGACGCACACCCCCCCAUGCACCCCUCCCCCUCCUCCCCUCCUCCUCUCACCUCCGCUUCCUCCUCCACCACCACCACUACCGCUGCUGCUCUAGCCUCCUCUUCCUCUGUCGCUGCUUCGACUGCUCUCUUUGUCUCCUCCCUGCUCUACCCCCUCAUCCGCUCCUUCUCUCCCCUCCCACCCCUGCUCACCGCAUCCAACUCCUCCAAUCCAUUUUCCACCGCACCCAACACCUCAAAUUCCGCAUCUGGAAGCAGCAGGAGAACCAGACCCUUCCGACCCUCCUCCUCUUCUUCCACCUCCUCCUCUUCCUCCUCCUACCUCUCCUCUCCAUCUCCCCACUCUCCCACAAACCCGGUUCAUCGCAGCUUCAACCGCCUCCUCCUCACUCUCUCCCCCUGA
This is a messenger RNA of Closterium sp. NIES-65, 3009 nucleotides long. NCBI's taxonomy places the organism in Eukaryota, Viridiplantae, Streptophyta, Zygnematophyceae, Desmidiales, Closteriaceae. The record is from the annotation of a GenBank genome assembly.